Truncatella angustata is the source of this 2478-nucleotide messenger RNA. RefSeq lists its product as uncharacterized. The record is from RefSeq and is a predicted model, not a curated record. The transcript has 2 exons. NCBI's taxonomy places the organism in Eukaryota, Fungi, Ascomycota, Sordariomycetes, Amphisphaeriales, Sporocadaceae. Gene Ontology annotation, cellular component: cytoplasmic stress granule. Gene Ontology annotation, molecular function: RNA binding. Gene Ontology annotation, biological process: cytoplasmic stress granule assembly. Bases 1 to 2478 code for a protein of 825 amino acids.
AUGCUUCGUUACACAGGCAAUUUUCGUACCGACACAGCCAUUUCUGGCAACCGUACAGGCCAAGAGCGCGUCCUGCAACGAUGGCAACCCGAUGCCCCGGAUACCGAGGACCACAGCCUCGAGAAAGCCAGCGGUGGCGGCUCCUGGGAUCAGUUCAAAGCCAACGAAAAGCUCUUUGGCUUGAAGACAGACUACAACGAGAACUUCUACACCACACAGAUUGAUAAGAGCCACCCGAAAUACCGGGAGAGAAUUGUUGCAGCUGAGCGAACGGCCAAACAGAUCGAGUCUAGUGUUGCGAGCACAUCACAUGUUGCCGAGGAGAGAGUGAUGGACUUUGUUGGCGGUGCCGAUAAUGGCGAUGAAGAAGACAAAUACAGCGGUGUCAAGCGUCAGCAGCAACUGGCGAAUGACUUCCCUCCCCUUGGCGGUAGUAGGGAUAACAAAUACACACCACCAGCUCGCAGAGCACCGACCGGCUCGGCCACCGUCAAGGGCGCUCCUUUUGAUCCAGCAAUUAUCUCUUCCCAACUAAAGUCCAAUACACCACCAACCACGAACCCUUCUGAUGAGAACAAGGCACGUGCAACGUCAAAUGAGUCGAUCGCUCCCGCUGUGCCAGCUAUAUCCAAGCUGCCUACCGAUGUGAAGCCAGAGCAGACACCCGAGGCGUCCCAGACACCCGCUGCGGACAAGACCACCGCGCAGACUGCUACUCCGCUCAAGCCCUCCGCUGCUACAAGUCGAACUAUAUCUCCACAAGCAAAGGAAGGUGUGGCAGUCCCUAGUGCAACGUCGACUGUAGAGCGUGACGUAUUGAAUUCCUUCAAAGCGUUCGCCAACCAGCAACGGACGGUCGCCGAAAAGCAACGCAGCACGAAGGCAAGGGCCGACAAGGAGGUGAAGCUGAUCGAGCUGAAGAAAUUCGCCUCCAGCUUUAAGCUUCCUACCCCUGUCCCUGUUGAUUUAAUUGGAAUUAUUGCCAAGGAUCCUGCCAAACAGAAGGCAAUCCAAGAGAAAGCAGCCCGGGAUGCUGCCGAAUGCCAACGACGCAAGGUUGAAGAAAAGGUUGCUCAGGAGAAGAAACAGCCUGCUACUACCAGCGAAAGUCAGCCGAGCACAAGUGCUCAGGGCACUUCAGGUGAUCGAGCACGCCCAACAGGCGCAUCUUCUUCAUCUAAUCAGCCAGCCCCAGCAGCCGCUCGUCACUCUGGGCCCCGCCCGGGCAGUUUUGUCCCGGCCCCUUAUCAACAAUUCAGAAACGGAGCCCAGCAUAUGGGACAGGCUGGGGGCCGUCAGACUCAGGGUUUAGCAGCUCGCAUUCGCGGAAAUGCCGAGAAUCAGAAAUUGGGUGACAUGCGCCAACCCCCUACUGGCCCAGCUAAUGCAGUUGAUCCAUCCUAUCUUCGCCGCGGCGGACAGAGCCAACUGGGCAACAAGCUGAAUCCCAACAGUAACGAAUUCCGCCCAAACGCCUUUGCUCCGACAUUCACACCUAAUGGUCAUCACCCAAGCGUUGGCUCGAGCCCCAGAUCUACGUUGAACAACGCCGUCGAGUCUCAUGCCGUACCCGGCAGCGCCGGUGCCGUUGUCUUCAUUACCCGGAAGAAGACUGCUCCGAACCCCAAGAAGUGCGGUAUUCUGUCUUACAUCAAGGCUCAGCCUAAGCCUGAGGGAAAGAACUGGGCCGACAACGAUGGAUUCAAGCCCUCGUUCGACACUCCCCCCACAUGGCGCCAAGCGCAAGACGACGAGAAGCCUGACUCAACAAUGCGCCUGUCCUACCAUGAGUACUUCGAGCGACAGCCGUUUGCAACGCAGCGGACACCAGGCCCUUCUCAUGGUACACCGUUGCAUUUCGCACAUCAGUACCAGUUGCCCCCGCACAUGCAACAAGGUGCUCCUACCUCUGCAGCCCGAGCAUCUCCCCACGUUCCUCCAGCUUCAAUGCAUGCAGGACCGCAUGGACCGCUCCCCCAUGGCUCCUUUAAUGGAGCGGAUGACCAUAGAAUGAUGCACUCGAACUCGUCGCAAUCGUUUGCGGCUUCACCGCGCGUUGGUCCGGCUUAUCCCCAAGCCAUGAACGCCCCAUCUCAAGUGCCCUAUGGCCAGAACGGAAUGCAGUUCAUGCCAGGUACUCCUCAACAGAUGGGCGGCUUCAACAGGAGCUUUUCCAACAACACUGGGUAUAUGCCUCAGCAAAUGCCGGUCAUGAUCCAACCAGGAUUCAUGGCUCCUCAGGGUAUGUCAGGUGCACAAAUGCAGAUGUACCCAGGCGCUCCGCCGCAGUUCAUGCAUCCCGGAGCUGUGGCCCCCCAACCUAUCCCAGGAGCCAACGGUUACCCUAGUCCGGGACGUGGCGCGGCUCCGAUGAUGGUGCACCAGGGCUCUCAACAAGGUCAACAGAUUUAUGGCAUGAGCCCCAACGUUCAAUAUGGACAGCCAGCUUUCCCCCAGCAGCCCGGUCAAAGUGAGUAA